Messenger RNA from Anopheles moucheti, 3391 nucleotides. RefSeq lists its product as uncharacterized. The transcript is spliced from 7 exons. The record is from RefSeq and is a predicted model, not a curated record. The coding region runs from base 405 to 1769 and encodes 454 amino acids. Lineage: Eukaryota; Metazoa; Arthropoda; Insecta; Diptera; Culicidae.
UGGACAAGCGGGCGUAAGAAGGAAAAAGCGAAGGAGCUGCGGGCAGGUGUCAAACGAUAACGCCAAGUGAUAACGCUCAUCACCACCAACACCCCAUCAAUCACCCUGCUGCACGAAUCGGAAGGCCGGAAUUAAACGAAAUUAAAUUAGCAACAACAGCAACAACAACAAAAAAACUCCGCAACGAAAGAAGACGAAAACGACGAACCCUUUAAUUCCACGACAAAAGACACGACGAUCGAACCAGAAGCAAAGGGAGAUAGAUGGAGUUUUUCCAUUGAGAGCUGUGUAAUAGCAAGACUGACAUCAAAAAGACACAUCGUGCUUGAGGAGCACAAAGGAAGGAUAAAUUGAUAACCAUCAUUUAUUUCCCCUCGGAUGAAAGACGUCACUGAACGCUUCUUAUGAUUGGUUGUAUGCACACAGGGAACGACGGAUCGUGUCCUACAUGCGGCACAUACUUACAUCCUCAUAAGUCAGUAGAAUCGGACUCCACACCGUCCGACGACGAAUCUACCACGAUGGAUGACAGUAACACAUCGUUUCCCGGUCCGUCCGCGCGGCCCUACCCUACCGUUGCUACACCCUCGCAAUACCCGCCGGAACCACCGGCCACCGGUGGCCAGGGUGGAAGUAUCGUCGAGGAAAAUGCGGUCCUGCUCGAGGAAAACCGGAAGCUUACGCGUAGUCUGCUAGAACUGCAAGUGGAAACGGAACGGUUAAAGCAGCAGCAGAAUCUCCUAUCCGGGUUGGGGCGGCGUCGGGACAGCCUGAGCGGACUGAGUUCCACCAGCCAACCGAUCGGCAGCAUGGGCCAAAACAGUCCCGCACCAUCGUACCGGUCGUCGGGCAACUACACCUCCGGCAUCGUAGCGGACGUGGUGCGAGAGAUACGCGACAUCUGCCGAGUGCGUGAGGAUGCGACGUUCGAGCGGUUGCGCAACCUGCAGGAAAACCACAUGUGGUCCAUCAACGAUACGCUGCAGCGUCUGGCGAAGGACGUGGACACGAUGCAGAAAUCCGUCAGCGCGGCACGCAUCGACCUGGAGAAGCUUACCAGCCGUGUGUUGCAGCUGGAAAGCAUUGUACUGCCGCAGACGGCGGUAUGUCUGGCUGGGGCGCAACACAACCACACGAUGCCACUCUCCUCGAUGCCACUGUUCGGUGGAAAUGUGCAACAGGCACUGUUGCUUCAACAGCUGCAACACCAACAGUCCAACUCCUCCCAGCAACAGCAGCAGCAGCAGCAGCAACAACAUUCCCCACAGGCAACGGUUCCUUCUCAGCAGCAGUUCCACACGUUCGGUGUGAAUGAUCGUUCGCCUCCGAACAGUGCGGGUUGCGCCGGCAACAUCAACAAUUCCACCAACAACAGCAACAACGGUGUCAAAUCCGGCAGCAAUAAUCUGCCGUCGAUGCUGCGGCUCAAUUACGGGCGGAUCGCCACCACCGACGACAUGUACGGCGGUGACACGGUUACGGUCGAGCUGGGCAAUGGAAAUUCCGGCACCAGCGGCACCACCACCUCCGUCCACGAGGCUUCCUCACGCGUGCUGAUGCUGGAGAAGGGCGAGGUGGAGCUGAGGCGCGAUCUGCAGGACGCAAUAGCGGCCAAGAACGAACAAUCGAAAAAGAUCGCCUACUUACAAAAGGUGGUAAUGGCAUUGCAGAAAAAGGUUGACUCGCAGUCGACGGAUGCACCGAACGCGGGUGGCAGCAGCAACAACAUUAGCGGCAUUGGCGUGAUCGGACCGGUGACCGAUUUGUAAAUACUGUGCCAUACAUAGCCUAUACUUUAUACAUUUUUACACCUCCGCUCCCUCCUAUCCCCUUCCUUCCCCUCCCAUUCCCUGCGGCUAUUUAUAAUCACGUUACGUAGGUUAACAGAACGGAAUCGUACUAACACACGGGGUUAAUAGGGGGGGAGAGUUUGAGGCUCUAACAAACGAAUCAGCUGCAGUGGAGCGCUAAAUUUAAGUACACCAGAUAGACAAAUGUGCGGGAAACAGUGCGUGUGCGUGUAUACACGCGGAAGGGAAGAUUCCACCACGACGCUAUCUUACGGGUAAAAUGCCUUAAAAGUGUUCACGGCGUGCUGCCACCGUGCAACCGGAACCGGUACUUAAACAUAGAACAGAGCAGGUAAUGUAACUGCGUGCAGAGUAGCCAACAUGACUGUACUAGCGUGUUUUUAAAACAAAACGAAGAAAAAACAGAAGCAGAAAAGCAAGUGAGAUUGAGGUUACGUGUUUCGAAACAUUUUGAUUGAGGAGCGAGCGCAUGGUAUGAUCGCUAUGUGCGAAACCAUUUUAAUCCGGUACGUUUUUGCUGCACAAGCUGGAAUAGGAAAGGGACAGUUUCGCGAAUCUUAUUUGUUUGAUCCAUUGGCCUUUUGUUUAAACCGUACAUAAAUGCGCCGCCUGUUGAGCAAAAAUAAGCAAAAACCUCUACUCCUUUAAUCAGAUAAUUAAAAGAUAAUCAGGAUCCUUUGCAAAAAAACCUCACAUGUAGACAGUUAGCUUUCCUAUCAUUUACUUUUACCUCAAUAUGCAUAAAUAAUCACUUACUCUGAAUAUUGUUUUAUAGUUCAAAUUACUCACCCAUCAUUAACUCAGGAGAUUUCUCACCAGGAAAGUUUAUAAAUACAAGACGAAAAGUUUUGAGAGAGGGUUUGUAUCUUGGUAACUAAUACCGUAUGCCAAUUCCUACGGUCGCAGUUAGUGCGCAGUGUUGGUGAACAUUUUGUUUUACAAAUGCAGUAAACAAUUGCUUGUACCAUCGUUAAAUGUUACUGUUUUGUGAUUUUACUUCCAUUCUCACGCUAAUGUAACUGAUAGAAUAUUCCCCAACAAAACAAAACAAUUAAUCCGUAACGCUAUGCACCAUUGCGAUAUUCGAAUAUAACACACCAUGGUUAAACCAAAUUUCAUUCACAUUACAACUGGAAUGCGCCCGUUACAUGCGAAAUUGGUUUCGUUCAGCGGCAACCAGCAGUGGCCUUAAGAAGAAAUGCGAAAAACAAAAGUUACGGUGUGUAGGUAAGUGAUCUUAACUAAAAGUGUUGUAAGUUACCGAAACAGAAGCAAAACAAAAAAAAACCAGGAAAACCAAACGGAAGAGAUUUGCAGAAGAGAAGCAGCGUGUCGCUACCGGAGCUACGGGGUUGGAUGUGAAUGGAACCCGGACGAUCGGGCGACCAAGCGACCUAAGCGAGAUUAUUUCGUGACUAGUGUUUAGUGAUGAUUCUAACGAAUAAUACAGCGGGCAGGAGAAAAAUGUUACUGACUUUACACGGAUCCAUACCAUAUAUGAUAGAUAGAGUCUAGAGCCAAAAGUUCGAAUCAAACUAUUUAUGAUUGCAGUCGUACACAAACUAUGUAAACAACAAAGC